AUGCCGAAAGUUAAAACUCCUAGAUCUCGUUCUAGCUCACCAUCUGAAGUUAUACGUGAAGCGGGUCGAAUGCCUAUCGUUCGACAAGAAAUAGACCUUAGUAAAGAGCCCCAUGAAGUGGUACAACUGGUAAAUGAGCUCAUUCGUGAAUAUGGAGAUGUUCGAACAACGAAAAGGAUAGACCAUUUAUGGAAUUCUUCUGUUAAUACUAGAGCUAAAACAAUUCCACGUCCACAAAAUUGUUUUAUACUCUUUCGCAACGAUAUAACGGCCGAGUAUAAUCCACAAAAAGGUGAUAAUAACGCUGAUAUUAGCGAUAAGAAAAAAACUGGUAAAAACGUUCCAAAAUCGUCUAAAAUCGCAAAGGAAAGGUGGGCAGCUAUUAAGAGAGACAAUCAACGUGAAUACCAAUUUUGGAUUAAAUUAACGGAAAUAGCAAAGCUGAAGCACACAUUAUUAUAUCCAAAUUAUAAAUAUUCUCCUGUUAGAAACAAAGAAUCGAGGAGCAAUGCUGAUAGAAAACGUAAAAGAUCGAAUAACAUUGAUGAGCAAAACGUUCAAAAUCAGGAACACAAAUCACCGUCUGCUCCUUCAAGCAUGCCUCCUGUUAUGGUAAGCCCAGAAUCUCUUGCGACAUCUCGUAUAAUUAUCCUUCCAGAAACUAUUCAUCUUGGGCUUGAUGAUAUCAAUACUACUACUACAAAACAACUUCUGAACGAUAAAUCCGCAGAAAUAAAGUCUGAUAAAAAUACCGCUUUGUUGCAGACUCAGGAAGCAAAGAACUUAGUACAAACUUUGCCUGACCAUAGUAGAUCAUGUCAAAAUAAUUUGACGAGCUCUGACUCGACACAACUUUUACCUAUUAGACCCCCUUCAAAUCAACAGUUGAUCUACACUUAUCCCACAUCAACGCAAAUACCAGGGAUGGCUGCUCAGUACACCCCUAUAUAUAAAGAAAGGAGAAGUUCUUCACCUUACUAUUUAUCGCCGACGAUAAUGGAACAACAAAUCAUCCCUCAGCAAAAUAUCGCCACCCAAAUAGCACAACAAUAUUUGACUUCGAGGGUUAUGAUGCCUGCAAGUCAACAUCAAUAUAUUCAAACUGCACCGCAACAAUUUAUCAAUCCUACUAUGCUCUUAGCUGCCUCUCCUGGACAACAAUAUCUUCAAUAUUAUCAACCACAAACGCCUCAACACGUAAAUUCUACUUCUAUAAUGCCACUUCCAACAUCACAACAUUCUCAACAACAAACACCUCAAUACAUAUCACCCGGAACUAUAAUCUCACCAUCACAACCACAUGGCCAACAAUCUUCGACUGCAAGUCGAUUUAAUCCCAGAAUUGAAUAUUAUCAAGAUGAUUUAUUUAUGUUAGGCAUCAAUGGCUUAAUUGAUCCUGCAUUAAUUCAUGAAAAUGAUCCAUAUAUUUCUAGUUUUAGUAGUUUUAGCAGCUUUAGUAGUGAGGAUCCUUAA
Messenger RNA from Scutellospora calospora, 1473 nucleotides. Lineage: Eukaryota; Fungi; Glomeromycota; Glomeromycetes; Diversisporales; Gigasporaceae. The record is from the annotation of a GenBank genome assembly.